AUGACACAGUUGACGAGCGCAACGGUGAAAAUCAAACACGCUGGAAAAUACGUGCUCUCACAAGGUAUACGCGCGUUGCCGCAAGAGUGGAGCACGAGCACCUUGGAAGGACAGUCAUUGAACCAAGUGUCAGCUUAUCUCUUCCCUUUUGGUCUGUCGUUUCUUCUACCGACUUUUGUAUCUAUCUUGGUCCAAGAAAAGGAAGAUCGCCACCGCAUAAUGAUGGCAAUGAACGGACUCAAGGCCUCAUCGUAUUAUCUAUCUCAUUAUGUCGAGUUUAUAGCCAUGCAGCUAAUCCUAUCGCUCGUGUUCUGCCUCACUUGUGUUGCAAUUUCAUCCCAGUUUAUCCUUCGCACAAAUCCAAUCAUUGUCAUUUUUUUACUUGUUCUUUGGGCCCAUAUUCAAACCACCUUGGCUUUCCUCCUCGCCACAUUUUUCUCUCGUACACGCCGUGCGGUCCUUGUGGUUUACUUCUUUGUGGCCUUUUCUUGUAUCAUGACCAGUGUUUCGGAUCAAAUCUUCCAAGAUGGUAAACCUUUUGCUUGGUUCAUACAUCCAAGCUUUUCAUUUUUUAAUAUUCUAUCGGUUGGUAUCACCAGCUCAAGCAGGAUCAACGGACUGUAUCCAUUGAAAUGGAGGGAUUUCGCGGUAGGAACCACCCUAUUCAACUGUGUGGUGUUGAUGAUAGGUGAAAGUAUUAUUUUUGUCCUUUUAACAUUCUACAUCGACGCCGUUGCGCCAACAGAGUAUGGCGUCCAGAAACCAUGGCAUUUCCCAGUAUCAUUCUUUUUCAAAAGGCGUGAUACGCCUCAGAUCCAAAGCAUUGAAUCACAACUUGCGACUCACCAAGAGGCCUCUUACCAUGGAGCAGCAGAGGGUGACCAAGAUAUACUCGAAGGUGCAGAUGCAGAUGUCUAUGCGGAACGCGAGCGUGUUCGUUCGUACUAUGAUCCCGCGAAGGCGCCUUUGAUCAUUCAAAACUUAUUUCACCGUUAUCCUGGAAAGGUUGACCCUGCACUCAAGGGUCUUUCAUUCGGCCUUGAGCCCAAUACAGUACUUGGUCUGCUCGGCCCCAAUGGUGCAGGGAAAUCUACAUUGAUUCACCUAUUAACAGGCCUCUAUCAGCCAACUUCUGGAACUGCCUAUGUUGCGGGCGCCAGUAUCCGGACAGACAUGCCAACCAUCCACUCCAAAAUCGGUGUAUGCCCACAGCACGAUAUCCUCUGGGGCGACCUUACUGUCGCCGAUCAUUUACUGUUCUAUGCACGUUUGCAUGGUAUCCCUCCUCACCUUGAACAGCAGGCUGUCGCGUUUGCUAUAGCUUCUGUAUCAUUAACGAGCUUCCGUGACCGUCAGGUCAAGGGACUCAGUGGCGGUGAGAAGCGUCGCGUGUCGAUCGCCAUUUCUUUGCUUGGCGACAAUGCAGUCAUCUUAAUGGACGAGCCCUCCACAGGAUUGGAUCCAGCUGUCCGCCGCGUGAUCUGGGACAUUGUCAACCGGGUCAAAGCCAAUAGGACCAUUGUUCUGACGACUCACUCGAUGGAGGAAGCUGAUAUUCUCUCAGAUAGGAUUGCCAUCAUGACUUCAGGCCGCUUGAGAUGCAUAGGUACUUCAUUGCAUUUAAAGGAACUAUAUGGAUCCGGCUUCCGUUUGAAUAUUUCUUCCAAGCCUGGAAAGCUACAGGAGGCGUGUGAAAGUAUAGAGCUCAAAGUCCUGAAAAGUUUCAAAUACACAAGAGUCGACAAAUUUACGAACGCAUCUACCUAUGAGAUCGAGCUUCUGAAUCAGGAUCAGGAGUAUGUCAAUGGCCAUGGUCAGCUUUCAAAGAUCUUUUCGUAUCUGUCACGUCCGGAUCAAUUCCCAGCGAUUGAGGACUGGGGGCUAAGUCAGACGACUCUAGAGGAUGUGUUUAUCAAGAUUGUGACAGAUGGUGAUGCUGCGUUAGCCAUGCCAACCAUUGUCUCGUAG
Lobosporangium transversale is the source of this 1968-nucleotide messenger RNA. RefSeq names its product P-loop containing nucleoside triphosphate hydrolase protein. Gene Ontology annotation, cellular component: membrane; intracellular membrane-bounded organelle. Gene Ontology annotation, biological process: transmembrane transport; lipid transport. NCBI's taxonomy places the organism in Eukaryota, Fungi, Mortierellomycota, Mortierellomycetes, Mortierellales, Mortierellaceae. The record is from RefSeq and is a predicted model, not a curated record. Gene Ontology annotation, molecular function: ABC-type transporter activity; ATP binding; lipid carrier activity. The coding region runs from base 1 to 1968 and encodes 655 amino acids. The transcript is spliced from 3 exons.